AUGUCCGCAAUUCUCCGCAAGCUGACAGGUGGAAACCUGGAAGUGUUCAAAUUCGGCGUGUACCUCAUGUUCCCUAUCGGCUGGAUGUACUACUUCGGCCUGAACCUCGAAGACCGCUUCCAAACUAAGGGCUUCUGGCCUACAGCUGAACAAUCGCACAAGAUCCCUCUCGACAAGGAGGAGAUUGACGCUGAACUAGCGCGUAUGCGCAUGGUUGAUGGGAUACGCCGUGAACGGAGGGAGCGCGAGGCUGCUGCUACUGCUGCUCAGGCUCAGCAGACAGAGUCGAGCAGCACACAAUAA
This is a messenger RNA of Penicillium taxi, 303 nucleotides long. RefSeq lists its product as uncharacterized. Gene Ontology annotation, biological process: mitochondrial respiratory chain complex IV assembly. Lineage: Eukaryota; Fungi; Ascomycota; Eurotiomycetes; Eurotiales; Aspergillaceae. Gene Ontology annotation, cellular component: mitochondrion; mitochondrial inner membrane. The transcript has 2 exons. The record is from RefSeq and is a predicted model, not a curated record. The coding region runs from base 1 to 303 and encodes 100 amino acids.